Pieris rapae (cabbage white) is the source of this 1932-nucleotide messenger RNA. RefSeq lists its product as uncharacterized. NCBI's taxonomy places the organism in Eukaryota, Metazoa, Arthropoda, Insecta, Lepidoptera, Pieridae. Gene Ontology annotation, cellular component: chitin-based extracellular matrix. Gene Ontology annotation, molecular function: structural constituent of chitin-based larval cuticle. The coding region runs from base 58 to 1092 and encodes 344 amino acids. The record is from RefSeq and is a predicted model, not a curated record. The transcript is spliced from 5 exons.
GAUUAACUGAGCGGUCGCAUUGAUUGAAAAGUGUUGUGUUAAAAAUCGUGAGUUACGAUGUGGAAACUUUUUAUGGUCAUUGCCAUUAUAGGCUUCGCCUCAGCAAUAAAAGUACCCGUUGCCAAUUCAGAAAACACAGAUUCAACAUAUCUAGAAAACAACAAACCGAUAUAUGUACCUGCAAUCCAGGAACCUUUGCACCAAACGUUGAAAUCUGAAGACGUCGAAGCGCCUGCCACGUUUCUACUUCCACCUACAGAUGAAGCCUUAAUGUAUUACAAGCCACAAGAGAGCGACAGUGAUUGGUAUCCAAUCGCGGCAACCACACAAACAAAAUCGCCUGAACGAGAAAACUUACGUAUAGCGAAAUCACAGAGAGAUGUAUUACCCGCCACAAUGCUUUUACCGCCAUUAGAAAAUGCACUCAAUUUUUACUUUGCGGAUCCUUUGAAAUCCGUUUCCAAAUUGAAACAACCAACGAUAUUGUACCCAAAGAAGUUUGUUGGGUACAAACCUGUCCCCAUUCCGAUUGCGCAAUUCGCUGAAAAUUUAACGGAAAUCCCGAGAGCUAAGCCUCUUAAACCGUUGACACCUUAUCCGAGCAUUGAUGGCAUUUAUAUAACACCAAUAGAUGAGAAGAAACAGUUCCUAUAUGCUCAGGCAGAAGAGAAAAGAAAACUGAAGAAGGAACAGGAGGCGAGUCAGGACAUCGUUACUGAAGAAAAUGCACAGAAUAAUGAAAAAAUCGUUAUCCCUCCCGAACAGCAAGCUUCAGAAUCGAAUCAUGAUUACCCAGAACAAGAAAGCUAUACUGCAAAGCAGAAUGUGAAGAGGCCUGUAUACGUCCCGGCUAAUAAAGGGGAAAGAACGGAAUUCCGUAUGCACGGCAUGAACGGUCCUCAUAGUUACCAAUUUGGUUAUGAUACGGGAAAGGGGAAGAAUCGUCAAUUUCGCUAUGAAGAGCGCGACAAUGAUGGUCAUGUGAGAGGGCACUAUGGCUACAUGGAUAAAGGUGGAAAACUCAGAGUCGUUAAAUACGACGCUGACCCGAAAUUAGGUUUCAGAGCAGACCCACCAGUCAUUCAAGAAUGAAAUUGUGACAUAUUACCUAUGGUUAACUGCUGUCAAAGUUCACUCAAAGCUUCUUAAGAUAUUUGGUCUAUACAGAGACAACAAUAAGAGAUUUCGGACUUUAAACCUACUUCAACAUGUUUUUUGUAUAAAUACUCUGAUUUGUGUGUCAGGUUUGUGUCCACGGAAUGAAUAAUAUUAUAGACACUGCAAAUCUAACGCAUAUGUUAUUAAACCAUAAUAUUUAUUUUAUUAAAUAUUAUGGUUUAAUAACAUAAUAUGCGUAUUAGCUGAUAUAGAAAAUUAUAGAAGUUAAAAGUCUGAUCGACAAGUUUAUUUAUAUAUUCUGUGGUUGUAUCUAAACCUCUAUACCAACUUUCAUUGCUCGUGAUUAUCCAUUUUGCUCACCUUGGAAUGUCGAUUUUUAUAAACCAUAGAUAAAGGUUGUUUGCGACUUACUAGUGCCCUAGUUGUGUCACGUAACAAACGUAAUUUAUUGUCGCAGGGUCUUUGUCUAAGCCAACUUGUCUAGGAAAUUAGUAUUAUAAGUAAAACUCAAAACUAUUUUAUAUAGAUACACUUAUGAUAGGAAUGAGGAAGUCGUAUUAAUCAGAUUUUAUUAUAGUUUAAGUGUUAUUAUUGUUAUAAUUUUUGAGUAAGUUGCGCCAAAGAGGUGUUAUUUCCCGUAGAAUAAGACACAUUUGUAUAUAUAAUAUUUAUUAGACUAUAAAUGUCAACAACAUUGCCAUUAAACAUGUAAACAUAUAAAACAUUUCUUUUAUUGGUAAAAAAUAAUUACGACCUAAGAUUCUUACUUCUACUUUUUAAAAUCUCUCUUAAAAAACGGUACAAAAAUAUUUC